AUGUUUAAAAAACCAGCCCAAAUCAAGCCAUCUUCAAAUAUUAAAUCGUCCGAAAGGAAAAGACUAUUGUCAUGUAUUGCCGACUCACAUUCAUUGCCUCUUGAAGAACUAACGAAAGAGGAAAUUGAGAGAAUACUACCAUCAGUAAUCAAAAAAGCUAGCUUUGUCUCCUUUGAAAAAGUUUCUGGGUCAAUUUAUUUUGAUGAGAAUGAAGUUCCUGUUUGGUUCCAUACUCGGGAUUCGGAUAUAUAUCCAACUAUAUUUACAUUAAUGAAGUAUCCAACUAUCUUGCCAACAAUUGCCACACAUCCUCAUGUUCUCGGUGUGUUGGCUAAAGGAGCCGACCUUAUGUUACCAGGAACAGUUCCUCCAUUUGAUAAGCGAGCAGUCAAGGGUGCAAUUGUGGGGGUUGUGAGUCAUGACAACCCUGAAAAAGUAACUGCCAUUGGCCAUUGUAAAUUGAACAUGACACAAUUUGAUUCGGUGGUGGGCAGAUCAGGUGUUGCUGUGGAAAUCAUUCACCACUUAAAUGACACAUUAUUGGAGAAGAAAGAAUUGAUUAUUCCAGUUGAGGAACCAGUCGAGGCAACAUCUAAUGAAGUGAUACCAGAAACCAAACCUGCUAAAGAAGAGAAACACGAACUUCCUGAAUUGACUACAGAGGAGAUUGAUAAUUUGUUCAUUAAAUCAAUAAAGUCUGUGAACAACAUCGAGUUACCCACUCCUGCAUCUACUUUCAUGUCAUAUGUCAACAAAAAUGUGCCAUCUAGUAUUACUAUGAAGAAAACGUCUUGGAAAAAGGCUUCUAAAUUUUUAAAAGAAAUGGCCAAACAAAAUUAUAUCAAAGUCAAAGGUAAAGAUGAAGACUUGUCAGUAAUUCAAUUAAAUACCAGCAAUGGAGAGUCAAAUGUAACCCCGAAGGCAAAACCUAAACCUACAUCUAAUGGAUCCCUGAACACCCUCAAAGUUAUUCCUCUUUAUAAACCAACCAAAAAUCUUCGUUUAUUUUUCAAUAAGCUAGAUGCUGAGUAUGAUGAGUAUUUCACUGCUCCUGCUGCAAGGUCAUUAUUAGAGUCGUAUAUCAAGAAGUUUUCAUUGGUUGCUGACGACCCCAAACUAAUUAAGCCAGAUGCAGAAUUGGGUACAAAAACUGAAAUGCCCCGUGAUCAGUUGCUCAAACAUUUUCUUACCAAAUUUUCUCCGUAUUAUCAAAUCAACAACUCUGCAGUCUAUAAGGGGACGCCACCAAAGAUUGAAAUUGUUACAGAACUAAAGAUAGGGAGAAAAGUGGUUACUAGAGUUUCCAAUUACGAAAAAUUCGAAAUCAAGACAGAAACUUUAGCUAAAGAAUUGAGAAAUAAAUGUUCCGGUUCAUCUACAAUUGUUGACAACGAUGUACAAGUACAAGGUCCCCAUGGAAAAUUGAUUAUAGACAUAUUAAAAGAGAAAGGUGUUCCUGUGUCGUAUAUUAAUUUUGAAGAUAAAACAAAGAAGAAGAAAAACAAAAAAUAG
Molecule: messenger RNA, 1512 nt
Organism: Candida dubliniensis CD36
Lineage: Eukaryota; Fungi; Ascomycota; Pichiomycetes; Serinales; Debaryomycetaceae
Exons: 1
Coding region: 1-1512 (503 amino acids)
Biological process (GO): translational initiation; formation of translation preinitiation complex
Molecular function (GO): RNA binding; translation initiation factor activity
Source: RefSeq, a predicted model, not a curated record